This is a messenger RNA of Neltuma alba, 3078 nucleotides long. RefSeq names its product TMV resistance protein N. NCBI's taxonomy places the organism in Eukaryota, Viridiplantae, Streptophyta, Magnoliopsida, Fabales, Fabaceae. Gene Ontology annotation, biological process: signal transduction; defense response. The record is from RefSeq and is a predicted model, not a curated record. Gene Ontology annotation, molecular function: ADP binding; protein binding. The coding region runs from base 1 to 3078 and encodes 1025 amino acids. The transcript has 5 exons.
AUGGCAAGCAGCCAAGGAGGAUCUUCUUCAAAUUCUUCCAACUCCAAUUCAACCCAAAGAACUUGGAAGUAUGACAUCUUCUUGAGUUUUAGGGGUGAAGACACUCGUAAAGGCUUCACUGGCCACUUGUACCGUGCACUAGAUAGCAGUGGGUUUAAGGUUUUCAUAGAUGAUGAAGAACUUGAGAGAGGAGAGGUCAUUUCCAAAGAACUCAAACAAGCAAUUGAGGAUUCUCUGUUUGCAAUUGUUGUUCUCUCAAAAAAUUAUGCCUCUUCUUCAUGGUGUUUAGAUGAGCUUAAACAUAUUCUUUACUCAAGAAACAAUUUGUGUCAACAAGUUUUCCCUAUAUUUUAUGAUGUAAAUCCAUCUGAUGCACGACAUCAAAGAGAAAGUUUUGCCGAAGCUUUUGCUAGGCAUCAGAUGCUUCAAAGGGACAAUGAGGUCAUGAAAAGUUGGAGAGAUUCUCUCAAGGAAGUUUCAGACUUAUCUGGUUGGGAUUGCAAUAAGAAUCGGUCUGAAGCAGAACUUGUUCAAACAGUGGUUGAGGAGCUGUGGGCCAAAUUUCGUCCUAGACUGCCACCUUAUACUGAAGGACUCAUUGGAAUUGACAAUGAAGUGAAACAACUGGAGCCAUUGUUCGAGAUGGUUUCAAAUGAUGUUCGAUUUGUAGGAAUAUGGGGCCUAGGGGGUGUUGGGAAGACAACAAUUGCUUGGGCUGUUUUUGAGAAAUAUCGUAGCCAAUUUGAUAUUAGUUGCUUUCUUCAUAAUGUCAGGGCAACUUCAGAAAAAGAUGGUGGCGAGGUUCAGUUACAAAGCCAAUUGCUUUCACAUUUCAAAAUAAGAAACAUGGAAAUUGAAAACUGCUAUGAAGGGAAGAAAAUAAUCCAAAACCGUUGUUGCAAUAAAAAGGUUUUACUUAUCCUUGAUGAUGUUAGCCAUACAACUCAUCUAGAAAAUUUGGCUAAUAGCCCAAACUGGUUUGGUGCUGGGAGUAGAGUGAUCAUAACAACUAGGCAUUUAGACUUGUUGCGCGGAGCGUGUGUAGCAUAUCAACAUGAGGUUAAAACUAUGAACCCAAAUGAAGCCCUUCAACUCUUUUGUCAUACAGCAUUUAGAAGAAGUGAGCCUCAGGAGGAUUUGUUGGAGCUGUCUAAAAUUGUUUGUGAUUAUGCCAGAGGCCUUCCUUUAGCUCUCUCUGUUUUGGGCUCCUUUUUCUGUGGAAGAAGUACUGUGCAAUGGAAAGAUGCUUUAGAUAUGUUAAGCAAAGAUGCUUUGGGAAUGUUGAAGAAAGAUCCCCAUAAAGAUAUUUUUGAGAUACUUAAAAUAAGUUUUGAUACAUUAACCAAAACAGAACAAGCAAUAUUUUUAGAUAUUGCUUGCUUCUUCAAUGGUUGGAGCAAAAACAAAAUAACACAAAUAUUAGAAAGUUGUGGUUUUAAUGCAAAAAUUGGAAUAACAACUCUCCAGGAAAAGUCUAUGCUGAAGGAAUAUGACAGUAUUUUGGUGAUGCAUGAUUUGGUGGAACAAAUGGGUAGGAAAAUUGUAAUGGACAAGUCCUCUAAUUGUGUUGGAAAUCGUAGUAGAUUGUGGACUAAUGAAGAUAUUGAUAAAGUUAUGCAAAACAAUUGGGGUACAAAAGAAAUAGAAGGUAUGAUUUCGUCCCAAUUUCGUGAGGCAUUUUGUGGUCCUAAGCCAUUUUCAACAUUGCAUAAUGUUGUUUAUCAAGGCACAAGAGAAAUACAAGGUGUGAUUUCAUCCACAUCUUGUGAGGCACUUUGGGAUCCUGAAGCAUUUUCAACAUUGCGUAACCUUAGAUUACUCAUGAUAUCAAGUGAUUUCCAUGUUCCUGUUGGCCUCAAAUGUCUUUCUCAUGCUUUGAAAGUACUUUAUUGGACAAAAUAUCCUUUAGACACUCUUCCUUCUGGAACUCGACUGCAUGAACUUGUUGAUCUUAGAAUGCAUCAUAGCAAAUUAAAGAAACUUAGCUUGUGCUCGAAGAAUCUGAAGUUUUUGGACUUGCGUUUUUCCAAAAACUUGAUCGAAACUCCUGAUUUCUCUAAACUCCCAAAUCUGGAAAAAUUAGAACUUGAAGGUUGUGAAAAACUUGUUGACCUUCAUGCUUCAAUUGGACAACACAAAAAGCUUCAGGUAUUGAACUUGAAAGGUUGCAAAAGUCUUACAGCCUGUUGUCCCAAAAAAUUGGAAAUGACUGUGCUGAAAGAAUUUGUUCUUUGUGGGUGUACUCGAGUAAAAUUUCUCCCAAAGUUUGGGGAAAAUAUGAAAAAUCUAGAAACGCUUGAUGCUGGGGAGACAAAUUUAGUCAAACUUCCCGAGUCACUUGGCUUGUUGACUGGUCUUAAAACUCUGAAAUUAAGGGGUUGCAAAAAUCUUGUUUGCCUUCCUCGAAGCAUUCACAAUUUGAAAUGUCUUGUACUUCUUGAUAUUGCUGGGUGCUCAAAAUUUGCUAGAUUGCCAGAGAAGUUAAAUGAAAUUGAAGCCUUGGAGGAGCUGGAUGCAAGUGAAACUGAUAUAACAGAAAUACCUUGUUCCGUUGGUGGUUUAGAAAAACUCAAGAAAUUGUCAUUCCGUGGGUGUAAAAGGUCAACGUCGAACUCUUGGAGCAUGAUUCUUCCUUGGAGGCAUUCAAUUCAUAAGGGCUUAACAUUGCCUGUUUCAAUAUUCAAUCUUAAAUCACUGGACAAAUUGGAUUUAAGCUACUGCGGUAUUGAUGAUGGAUCCAUUCCGGAUGACUUCGGUGGCUUAUCAUCGUUAAGGAGAUUAGAUCUAAGUGGAAACAAGUUUAAGAAUCUACCCGCUGGCUGCAUAUCAAAUCUUUUGAAUUUGGAAAUUUUGAAAAUGGAUUCUUGCACAGAACUUGAGUCGUUGCCGCAGAUUCCACCCAGAGUAACGGGUAUGUAUGCAGAAAAAUGUGAUUCAUUGGGUACAGUGGAAGUUGAACAAUUAUCACAUCUCUUUGCUUCAAGGGACCAGAGAAGGGAGGUUGCUUUUGUGGCGGUUGCACGAUCGUGCGUUUUUUAUGGGUCCCCGUCACAGAAACCAUGCUAUGCCAGCGUCUAA